Messenger RNA from Tilletiaria anomala UBC 951, 762 nucleotides. RefSeq lists its product as uncharacterized. Bases 311 to 610 code for a protein of 99 amino acids. The record is from RefSeq and is a predicted model, not a curated record. NCBI's taxonomy places the organism in Eukaryota, Fungi, Basidiomycota, Exobasidiomycetes, Georgefischeriales, Tilletiariaceae. The transcript has a single exon.
UGCUCGCUCGACAGUUGCGGCCUCACCUGUCAGAUGACUCUAUGGUCGGUAACUUCUUUCGCGCCAAACCAAAAAGCACGGUACUGCCGAGCUUCAGAUAUUCUGACGGUGUUGCUGUUGCUCGCACCUUUUCCGUGUCGGCAAUGCGCGCGCAAGUACCAGUCGUCUAGUUCCUCCACGACGGUGGUUUGCUACAGGGGCCGUCUGCUGAUACGUGUUCGCUGAGGUCACUGCAACAGACUUCGAUUCCCGAAGGCAAAAUUCCCGCUCGACUUCCUCGCCGUCCAGUCCUUCAAAUGUUGAAAACGAGAUGCAAGGCCGCCAGCUUCUGGGCAGUCCCUUGGGUCGCUGCGCCUUGAUGCAACUGCUCGGGGGCCUGCGCCAUACUCGCGGUAACUGCCGCUGCUGCGUUUGGAAGGUUGGCAUCAUCCCUUGCGAUCGUGCUGUACCGCUCGGCAGCGACCUCAAAGAAGGGCGCCUGCUCGUUUCGCUUGUGUCUCAAAAUACGAUCGAAGACUGCAACUCGAGGCUGGAGCGGGCCCCGAAGAGGGUAAAUCUUAUCGGAUUGGUCCUACCAGCACGGCUCGGCUCGACUCAGAGGAGCGAGUGACGCAUUGCAAGUAAUCAUGGAUGUGAUAAACGUGGCUCAGAGCAUCUGGAGCCUAGCGAAAUCUGUUGCCUAUUACCUUACAGGGCUCGAAAAGGCGACAGUCUCCGGAAGAUAUCACGACCUGUAAUCACCAUUGAUUGCAAUGUACUCCU